Molecule: messenger RNA, 576 nt
Organism: Ectocarpus sp. CCAP 1310/34
Lineage: Eukaryota; Phaeophyceae; Ectocarpales; Ectocarpaceae
Source: the annotation of a GenBank genome assembly
GUUUGGAAGGUGGGUAAGUUCAUGGUCGGUCGGCUGGACUGGGGUGGCAAGGACGGGCAGCCUCGCCGACGGGUCCCGAGGAUGACGUUCCAGGCUAAGGAGAGCUACCGCAAGAGCAAGACGAAGGAGUUCGACGACGUCGCGACGGCGCACCUGCUGUACCUGGUGGGCCCGCUCAUGGUCGGCUACGCCGCUUACUCGCUGCUGAACCAGCAGCACCGAGGGUGGUACAGCUGGGUGCUCAACUCUCUCGUUGGCUUCGUGUACAUGUUCGGGUUCGUCAUGAUGACGCCCCAGCUCUUCAUCAACUACAAGCUGAAGAGCGUGGCGCACAUGCCCUGGAGGGUGAUGUCGUACAAGUUCAUCAACACGUUCAUCGACGACCUGUUCGCCUUCAUCGUGCCCAUGCCCAUCAUGCACCGCCUGGCGUGCUUCCGGGACGACAUCAUCUUCUUCAUCUUCCUCUACCAGCGGUACCUCUACCCCGUCGACAAGGCGCGCCGCAACGAAUACGGGCAGUCGGCCAAGAUGUCGGCCGACGCGGAAAAGAUGGCGCCCGCACUCAAGAACCUCUAG